Sparassis crispa is the source of this 969-nucleotide messenger RNA. RefSeq names its product kinase-like protein. Gene Ontology annotation, biological process: spliceosomal complex assembly; protein phosphorylation; regulation of mRNA processing. Bases 1 to 969 code for a protein of 322 amino acids. The transcript is spliced from 6 exons. The record is from RefSeq and is a predicted model, not a curated record. Lineage: Eukaryota; Fungi; Basidiomycota; Agaricomycetes; Polyporales; Sparassidaceae. Gene Ontology annotation, molecular function: protein kinase activity; ATP binding.
AUGACAGCUUUCGCAAGUAAUGCGCCACAAAUACAUGAGCUUGAGUAUCUCCAGCGCAUACGCGACCAGUCAGCUAGUCAUCCUGGUCAUGUACACGUUAUUCAACUGCGGGACCAUUUUCGCCUCCAAGGUCCCAAUGGCAACCAUCUCUGCUUGGUGACUGAGGCGCUGGGGGAAAGUCUCUACUCGUUUUCGAAGAGGUGGAAGAAUUGUCGUCUACCUAUGCCACUCGUCAAACGUAUUGCUCUGCAGACCGUGCUGGCUCUCGAUUAUCUGCACAAUUCCUGUGAUAUUAUUCACACUGAUGUAAAACCCGCAAAUAUUCUGAUAGCUAUACCCCCUGAUCAGUUCCACCCAUCCACGACUGCUGACAUCAAGAUGCAAGAGGACCCUGAUGGUCGUAUUAUCACCCUGUUCAAGUCUGAGCCUAUCCCAUAUCCUAUUCCCGGCAACGCGAACCUAAAUUCUGACCAUGCAUGGAUUACCUUCGACGUGAAACUAGCGGAUGUGGGGGUCGCCUGUUGGACCGACAAGGUCCACGAGCAUUUCACCCCCAUGAUUCAAAGUCCAGCUUUGCGUGCACCGGAAGUCUGUCUUGGCGCAGGAUGGGGCAAACCGGCCGACAUUUGGAGCUUUGGUUGCACGAUCUAUGAGCUUGCCAUGGGAGAGUCCAUGUUGCCAGCGGAUAUACAGCCGGAGUCAGUUCCUUUCUUGCACAUGCUCCUCUUCGGUGAUUAUCCGCAGAGCAUGGUGAAGAGGGGCAAGUACAGCCAUUUCUUCUUCAAUUCUGAUGGCUCUCCGAAGUUUGUUCUGCCCGAGCGCGAGCCACUCACUGUGCAGAUCCAAAAGCAGGGUUCACCUCCGGAUGCGGAGGCUUUCAUUGACUUCUUGAAGCUCAUGUUCAAACUAGACCCUGCAGAAAGGGCGUCAUGCGAGGAUUUGUUGGCUCACAGGUGGUUGGCGCAAUGA